Molecule: messenger RNA, 1314 nt
Organism: Myripristis murdjan (pinecone soldierfish)
Lineage: Eukaryota; Metazoa; Chordata; Actinopteri; Holocentriformes; Holocentridae
Exons: 9
Coding region: 310-1314 (334 amino acids)
Source: RefSeq, a predicted model, not a curated record
ACAGACAGAUUGAUUCUAUUUAAAAACACACCCAUAACUAAUUGUUAAUCAACACAACACAUAGUUUUACUUUUUUGACACACAGACACACACACACAGAGACACACACACACACACACACACACACACACACACACACACACACUGCCAAGGUAAGUUGAAACGUUUAUGUAUUUGAAGGCUGACCUUGUCUGGGAAAGCAUUGUUUGUGAGUAUGAUUGGCACAGAUUCACUUGGAUUUUAAAGUUUCUUUGAACUUCGGAGGAAAUUUUAUUUUAUUUUUUUUGUUUGUUUGUUUUUCAUUCCCAGAUGCCCCGUGCCAAGUCCCACCGGCGGGCCCAGGCCCAGAAGCGGAGGAUGGCGCAGCCGCAGCCAUGGACCCCCCAGCCGCCUGUCCCCGAGUUCGUUGCUCGGCGCGGUACAGGGUACCGCCAUCGCGUGCGGAGAUGGCCGACUUCGAAGCUGACCCAGCGCAGCUUCAAGUUGGUCACUCCUGCCCAGAAGCCGGACCAGAAGAUGGUGUUCGUCGUGGGAGACUCCCACCUGCGGGCCCUGGUGGAUGGGAUCGUCGCGAUGCCGGAGGUACCUCUCUCUUUCUCUUUUCUCUCUGUUCCAGGUGCGCAUGCAGCAGAGCUGAGGAAGGAGGUGUCCCACGCCGCUCUCCCCUGGACCCCGGACGUGGUGUGUGUGCUCGCCCCGAGCAACAACCUGACAGCCAGCAGGAACAUCGGAGAGGCGUCGCUGGACUUCGGUGCUCUCCUGGCUACAGUUUGCAACCGCUGGGCGAAGGUGUUCGUGCUGGAUUUCCCUCCACGCCUGAACAUCGAGCCUGGCCUGCAGGAGCUGUUCCGCCAGGAGUUCCGCCGUGUCGCAGCACGCAUGGGUCUCCCAUACGUGUCUGUGGCAGAGCACCUCGUGCACCUCAGCGACAGCGACGGAACGCCGAUCCUCGUCCAGGCCCUGUGGGACGCCGCGGUCCGCCAGCUGACUCCUCCUCCUCCUCCUCCUCCCUCGGUGCCCCCCCGGACAUCGCCUCGUGCCAGGGUCUCCCCCGUGCUGGUCGUGACGGGACACAGCCCCGCGGCUCGUCACCGCAACCCACUGGAGUGGACCGUCGUCGGACAGGAGGGCAAGGUUCGAGCAUCUCCGGUGCAAGAGUCUGUCCUCCCGUCCAACCCCGUGUGGUUCAGCGGCGACAUCCUGGAGGCCAUGGAGAGGGUUUCGCCAUCCUCGGACUGCAGCGUCACUUCCCUUCUGCCAGCUGGCCAGGUCAUCACGGUGCUGGUGGUUGUGUGGCUCAGACUUCCCGUGUGA